UUUGACUCGUUUAUCAUCGUCCUUGGAGCCAUUUUAUGCUAGGUUUUGGAAAAUUUUAGUAUGUUUCAAGCCAUAGCAGGUGAAUUCGUUGAAAGGAUCGAAAGUAGGACGAAAGGGAUCGAAAACGAGACAAAGUGUUGAAAAUUUCAUGGAUCAGUGUUUAGAGGAGAUCGUCACAGGCAGGAGACCGUGAAGCUUGCAAAGUUUCUAGAGCUUUCGGACGUGUUGCGGGCGGUGCGAGGAUCACUUGCUCAAGGCAUUGAGUCGCGUGAAGUGUGCAAGUAAAUUGGUGCAUUUUUCAAGCACUGACAUCACGGUUUCACUGCACACAUCACAAACGUGAAGAUCGACCGUGAAAUGCGCAUUGUCAGGUAUAAAUGGAGAAGGACAUCAGAUUUCAAGGGGAGAAGGGUUUUAGAGUGAGCAUUGUUCCUUCUUCCACAACCUCGAGAGAAAGCUACGAACCAAGAAGAAUUGAAGGUGGAUUUGGCCUACCCAAGACCAAAGGAAGCCAUAUUUCAUCUCCAAACACCAAUCCAAGCAACUAGGAAGAAGGAGAAUAAACUUUCCGUGAGUUUUUCCUCUUUUUUAGUUGUUGUUCGUUCUCUAGUUAUGGAGUAGUUUCUAUUUUCACUUAGAUAAUGUGAACCCUAGUCUAAUUUGUUGUAGAUUCAUGAUUGUGAACUCUAUGUAGUGAUUGGCAUGUUUAAUUAUAUAUUGAUUUGAGUAUUUAUCAUGAAAAUUGAGUGUCCUUUAUCAAUUUCCUCAAUUUUGGGGCAAAUUGACCUAAGAGAGAGAAGAUAUCAUUAUAGCAAUUUGGGUCACUAUUCAAUCAUCGUACAGAGCCAUGAACGAGAGUGAAUUUUUUCUUUACGCCUUUCCGGGUCAUCUCCCGAGUGAGUUGAUUUGGUUUCCCUAAUUGACUAAACUAAUUUUGAUCUCCUAACUGUCUAUGUAAUAUUGAAAUCACGUUAGAAUAUCAUAUCACCGUCUCAACACAGGACUAGGUGAUAAUCAUCCGAGUGAAGUCUUCUCACUUGAAUGCAACUUAGUUGUUUUUUGUUUAGUUUAAUAGCUUGAAACAAUGUUUCUACCGCUAGAUAACUUGUAGUUUGCUGAAGUAAGGAUAGAUAAACCCACGGGGUUGAUAAUUGAAAUAUACUUUCUCUAUACUACACUCGGUCGUAAGUUAGACUUGACCUUCUAUAAGUAAGUGUGUAGUUAAACGUGAGUCAAUACCUUUAAUGAAUGAUGCUGGCACCCUAUCCAUUUUUCUCUAACAAAAAGGGUUAUAGGUAUAAUAUGCCCCUCUACUAUGACGUUUUAUCAAACAUGCCCCUCUACUAUUUUUUACAUCAAAUAUGCUCCUGUACUUUAAAGAACCAAAAAGAUUCUAAAGUGAAUUUAUUAUGAAUAUUUUAGUCAUUUGUGUCGCCCAAACUAAAGUUCGGAGUUGGUUAAUGAUUUUUGGAUUAAAAUUUUAACAAAAUGAAAUAUUUGAUCAUUUUUAUAAAAUACAGGAGCAUAUUUGAUGUAAAAAACAGUAAAUGGGCAAUGUUUGAUAACUUAUUCCUAUUUCUCUUGCUCAAAGACGACUAUUGGGAACGACAAACUAUUCCCCAGUAGGUCGAAAUGUCAAAGUCUUCCACAGCAGAAGCUUUCAAGUCUACUCCCAAAGAAAAGUCAACGAACUCCGCUCCAACAUCAUCGCCCAUUUCACCAACACCACACAGAAAUUAGGUUCAUAGAUCGAUAUCUCAGAGUCGCUAACUCGUUCCCCUGAACAUGGAUUUGCUGGCAUCAAAGCUAGAAUUCCUGGACAUACUCCAGGAAGCUCUCUCCCUCCCCUUCAACAGCAUCAGGUUCAUCAUUUUCUCUGCUCUAACCUCCUUCCCUUUCUUCUGCUUCUCGCUCUUCUUCAACCUCACUCUCCAGCAAUCCGUCCUCCAAAUCUACGCUUCCCUAUGGCACUCUCAGCAGAUCCAGACCGCCUUUUCGAAGCUCGUUCAGCUCGGUCUCCUCUACCUGGUACCUUACCACCUCCUACAAUUCCUCAGCGUAGCCACAACGGUCGACAUGGCCACACGGCUCUACGACGGGGAGAACCUGGGAGGAAGCAGCCUUAGGGACUUCCUCGGGAGACCCUUAUGCCGAAAUGGGAUCAAAGGCCCCUUCGUCACUUUCAUGUACUCUGUCCUGCUCUCUGCCUCCACACUUCUCGGCUUGCUCUGGAUUGCCGCCAAUUGUUUCUUCGUCAUUAAACUCUUCGACAGCCCCCUUGACUACUACCACUAUUAUGACGACGACUACUACUACUACUACAACUGGUCUGGAGUGAGCCUGCUGCUGAAUUCUGCAAUAAUUGGGGUCCAUGGAGUGGCCUUUGUUGCCUUGUUGAGCAAGUACGUGGAGUGGGGCGGCGGAUGGAACGCGAGCGUGGUGGUUUCGAUCCUCGGGGAGGAGUAUGGGAACGAGGCCUUCGAGGUCUCGGCUUACUUCACAAGGGGGAGCCAGUUCAGGGGUGGGAUGCUUAUGUUUGUUUUCUUUGCUUGGGGAGUGGUACUUAGGCUGCCCUGCCUCUUUGGAGGUUGGUCUGUUGUGGGGAAUCAUGUAGGGUUUCUGCUUGCUUUCCUCGGCACCGCCUUGAUUUGUGUAGUGAAUGUGAUCAAGUGGGUGGUUUGUGCUGUCUACUUCUUUGACUGUAAGAGGCGGAUUCUGGAGAAGAAGAUUGAUGGUGAACAUGUGUGAGACCAAGUGAAAGAGGUGUUGGAUGGAUUGAGAAAGGUUGUUCUUCGUGGUUGUUUUGUAUUUCGGUUUGGAGGACUAGACACUAGUGCUUUUGCCUUUGCCCGUAGAAUUCGAACCUGUAAUUCUAUUAUUUCAAAGCAAAUGUAUCAACUAUCAAUCAACAACCAUGGGAUGGAAGCCCCUUGCCUUGCGGCAUAAGGCACGGAUAGCAUGUGGAAACAGAGCAGAACACCAAAAAGUGAAAGAACUGUAUGCAGUAUGUAUAAUAACUAGGGAGUUCUCUAUUGCCUGCUACAGUUCUGCAUACUCCAGAUACAGCACAAAAGUCAACACCUUCCAGAUUAAAGCCAUAAAUUCAAC
Molecule: messenger RNA, 3108 nt
Organism: Linum trigynum
Lineage: Eukaryota; Viridiplantae; Streptophyta; Magnoliopsida; Malpighiales; Linaceae
Source: the annotation of a GenBank genome assembly